Molecule: messenger RNA, 4887 nt
Organism: Culex quinquefasciatus (southern house mosquito)
Lineage: Eukaryota; Metazoa; Arthropoda; Insecta; Diptera; Culicidae
Gene: mfr
Product: otoferlin
Exons: 17
Coding region: 1-4725 (1574 amino acids)
Biological process (GO): plasma membrane organization
Source: RefSeq, a predicted model, not a curated record
AUGGAGGUGGAAGAACCCGACGGGGACGAGUUUCGUUCCGUAAAUGGAACGGGGAAGCGGAGGAAGACCAGCAACGGAGCCGUUGUCGGGGAUGGCUCAGAGGAGAAUCUUCUCAACAACAACAAGUUCACCGGGAAAGGAAGCGUCCCACCGGUUCCAGUGGUUCCAGUGGCCAAGAAACCACCACCUCUGGUGGUAAAGAAUACGAGCUACGCCAAGCUGAAGACUGUAAUGUCGCCGUGCACCACCAAGCCAAGUUACAAGCUAACUCCGUUUGGGAUCAAAUUGCUGUGUUCCUCCGAGGAGCGUUUUGAGACCGCGCGGGCCCACUUGAUUGCGAACAAAGUGGAGUUCUACACCCACGAGAAACGAAGCGAGCGGCAACUCCGCGUCGUCGUCCGAGGACUUCCGUCGGCUUCACCUGAAUUCGUCAAGAAGAACCUCAAGGAAUCGCAAAACCUGGAUGCUGCGGAGGUGCACGCCAUCAAGAGAAAGGGAGAGUUCGCCUCGUCAGAGGAAACCCCGUACAUUGUUACGUUCCCCAAGGGGUACACCAGCCUCAAGCAGCUGAGUGAAAUCAAGCGCUUGAGAAGAUUUCACAUCCGCAAUCUGUUGACCCCAUUCACCGACGAUGGCAACCUGCAACGAGUCAAGUACUGCAUCAGCAUUUUUCGCGGUGAAUUCACUGACAAAUCAGAUUACGCUGUACAGGUGACCUACGGUGGAAUCAAGUGCCAAACUACAUCCAUUCCUGUCGCGCUGGAUGCGUCAAAGUACUUCAAAGAGGAAAAGUUUCUGAUAAAGCUUAUCGUUCUCAACGUGCUGGUGUUCGACGCGGUCAAACCGUCCAAAAUCAAAAUCUCAUUAAAAUGCUUAGAUAACAGAUCGAAUGUCGUCGAACUGAAGCUGGACAAAUUGGCCAUAUCAAAAGUUCGUUACGCCACCUUCAAGGAAUCCUCUCUGCGCCCGGUGUUGACAGUGGGAUUCGAAUGUCCGGAUUUUCGCUGGAAAUAUCAUCCAUUAAUUGCACUCCACCGAACGUUGACGUUGGGCGAGCGACUGCUGGAGAAAUUUGAGCUUUUCCGUGUGGACAAUGGGGACUGCUUCGGCGCUGCUCUAAAAGAGCUCAAAAGCUAUUCCGAGAAGUCACCGCUCGCUGACGACAAGAUUCUAUCAGUUCAACGUGAUUUAACCAAACUGCUGCAAAAGCUGACGCAACUGGCGGAUAACCCUCAAAACGCCCUCCCCGAUGGAUUUCUCUUAGUAAGUCAUUCAUCCGGUCGUUUCUGCACUCAAGGCUCAUCAUCGAAAGGAUGCACUUCAGCUGGCGAGACCUUGCCCUGUGAUGCAUUCUGCCGACUUGAUACCAUCGACUAUUUGCCGUGGCAAUCAGAUUCCGGCAGUGAUAGGAAAUCACCGACGAGGGGCCUAAAUGGUGCCAGCCAACGCAGGGCACUGCUGGUUAAGCCAAUCAGCUGUCGGCACUCGUGUGGCCCCGACCAGUGCGGUUGUGUGUACGCCAAGCUGGACGUGGCCAUUUGGGUGGGCACGGAAGAGCAGGAAGAGGCAAGGACCAAGCGACAAAAUCAGGACAAGCAUCACAACCAGCAGCAAGUUCAAUGUCAUACAUCAGCGGUGGGGCCCGUAAAAUGUACUGCAAAUGUGUACCAGGGGAAAAUUGUGGCUGGCUUCGACAGCAGUGGUCUGAGUGAUCCCAAAUUGGUGGUGCUGGUUGAAAACCGCGAAAUGGCAACUGCGACAAUUCAUCAGACGCUGUCUCCAUCAUGGAACGAGGUUAUUAAAUUCCGGGAUGUAAAUCUAUUGGAAUGCAUCGAUUGGUUCUACAACGACGAACUGACCUUGAUGCUUCUCUUGCUUGACGAAGAUACCCGGAUGGGCACGCACAAAACGUAUGAAGUAAUCGGCACUGGAUGGUUCAAAUGUAGCCUCCGUCCCACUUUCCAGGAACGAGAUUACCCCAACGAUACCAACAUGGUAUUCCCUCCGGAGAGCUAUUCUUUAUUGGAUAGUAGAAAAAGUGAAAAUAAUGAGACAUUGACACCACCAGACACCGACGGUCACACCUCAGCACCGGAAGUGGGCCAUAAAGUAGUCUCCCACCGGAAGGGCAAACUUUCUGGCCAGUGGAAGGAGUUCGAUGACCAACGACUGGACAAGGUCCUCCGCUGGGUAGGCUUGUACCGGAAUGGAACGAAAAUGGCGAGCGUGCUGAUGUCGUGCCACGUUCAGCAUCAGGGUCUUGAAAAUGCCUCUGAAGAUGAUCCUCAAAAUAUAUUUCCCGACAUGGAGAAAUUUACGGUGGAGGUCCUGUUCACGGGGUUGCGAGAUUUGGUGACGCUGCCCUUCAAAAGUGCUGGUCGAUAUCGGCUUCAGAUGAUUUUCGGCGAACUGAAACUUUCCAGUGGGCUUUCGUGUAAAAGUAGCGGCGGUCGGUCGAUAAACUUUGUGGACGUGUAUGCAACUGGAAAUUUGAUGCUUCCGAAAAAUGUUGAAUAUUGGCCGGCAUUGAUGGUGCAACAGGUUGAUUGUUCAUGCUCAAAAGAAGGAAAAGUUGUUGGUGCAAAUAUGAUGGACAGGCCAGAGCAGUUCUUCCAAGAAGUAAAUCUAAACUCGAUAAAGCAACACAUGCUCCGAAAACGGGAUUCUGAAAUAAUGCUGCGGAAAUCCUCGUCGGAUUCGUUCCACAGUGCCGAGCAAGAACCACUAAUUGAAUUCGAUACACGUAAAACUAGAUUGUCUGAAAAGUUAGUUCCUGCUCUGAAAACUAUCGGGCACACCGUCAAAAAUAGUAUCAUGCAUCCAGUCAAAACUAAUUUGGCUAAGCGCCGAAACUCUCUCGAGACGGACUACACAUGGUGGACCAAGUUCUACAAUAGUGCCAGCCCGCUUCCGUCCGCCCACAAGCACAAAUUGAAGAUUUAUUCGUGCGAGCUGGAGAAAGUUCCAGAGUUUGAGCAUUUUCACGAUUGGAGUAUCCCGGUACCUCUGUACAAAAAAGCUAGACAAAAUCAGCUGAAACCAGCUGAAUCAUAUGGCAUGGUCAAGUGCAAAAUUUUGAUCAAACCGUUUGAAGGAAGUCAUGAAAUAAAAUCAGUAAAUUCUCUUUUCAACUUCAACCUUCGCUCAAUCCCCAUUCUGGCCCCCGAAACCAAAGUCAUCGUCGUGGUGUACAUCGUGCAAGGACUCAACCUGAGAUCGCGCGAUCUGUUCAGUCUAUCCGAUGCAUACGUAAGGCUUCAGCUGGGUAGCACAAAGAUCGUGGACCGUCCAAACUUUGUGAAAGACCAAACGAAUCCCGUGUUCGGGAAGCGAUUCGUGCUGCACGGAAGUCUUCCCAGGGAUCAGCACCUCCAGAUAUCCGUGCUUGAUCAUGACAAUUGCUUCGCGGACGAUCUGAUUGGAACGACGUGCGUUGACAUCGAGGAUCGAUACCAAAGCUGUCAUGCGUUGUCGAUUGGCUUACCACUGGAGUACAGCUCGUCGGGGUACAACGCGUGGCGUCAUCAAAAGAAGCCAACGGAGCUACUGGAACAGAUUUGCCGACAAAGCUGUAUAGCGGGUCCCAAAUACGGGGCAAAAUCAAUUCACUUAGCGGGAGUAGACUUCCAAGAUGACACCCUGAUUUCAACCACAGAAGACCCACGUGAGCGGCUGGCCCUUGCGGCGUUGAAGAAUUUUUACAAAAUCCCCGUAGUUGGUUGUCAUUUUGUUCCCGAACACGUGGAAACGAGAUCCUUGUAUCAUCCGGAUAAUCCACGCAUCGAGCAAGGGAAGCUUCAGCUUUGGGUUGAAACAUAUCCCGAGGGAUGUGUUCCCAAUUUAGUUGAUAUUACCCCGAAUCCUCCAAAGCCGUACGAACUGCGAGUGAUUGUUUGGAACACGAAAGAUGUGAUUUUGGACGAGAAGAAUAUUUUCGGAACACUGAUGAGCGAUAUUUAUGUUAAGUGCUGGUUGCAGGACAUUUCGGACGCCCAGUUCACUGACAUCCAUUACCGGUCCUUGGACGGAUCCGGAAACUUCAACUGGCGUAUGAUAUUCCCUUUUAAUUACUCAAGCUCCGAUAUUAUGAUGGUGGUAAGACGCAAGAAAAGUUUCUACGAGCAACUCGACACCGAACACAAAGUUCCCCCGCUGCUGACGGUGCAGGUGUGGGAUAAUGAUCUACUGACGCGCGAUGACUUCUUGGGGACGUUGAACCUGAAUCUGGCCCAACUGCCGGUUCCAGCUUCAAAGCCUGCGAAAUGUGGCCUACCCGAGCCCGGUUCAGGAUCAAAAGGUGACGAACGGCGUUUCCUGAAUCUGUUCCGCGAAGGCAAAGUUCGCGGUUGGUACCCAAUUGUUGGCCAUGGAAACGGCAAAUUGGUGCAAACGGGUAAAAUCGAGCUGGAGCUUCAGAUUUUGACUGAGGAGGAAGCGCUUUUGCAACCUGCUGGUAGAGGACGAAAACCACCCCAGAGUUUGGUGAUGCCAGACCGUCCAGACACGUCCUUCAACUGGUACCGCAGUCCGCUCAAGUCGUUCCGGAAAAUCCUCUGGCCAUUGGCACGCAAAGCACUCCUCGUUUGUACUCUAGUCCUACUGCUGGUUCUGCUCUUGUACGGGCUGAUAAUCAUGCUGCCCACCUCCACCAUCAUCAGCCAAGCCCUCGCCCGGAAAGCGUCCACGGAUCGCAUCGUCCGGACCGGGAUCGUUGACGUGCCGUAGACAGAUGGAUUGGCGGUUGGCGGUUGGCUAUUUACUUCUGUGACACAUGUUGCCUCUCUAUGUGUACAAUGGCGCGAACCAGACAAACCAGGCUUCCUUUCUUCGUUUUUCCCUCUUAUCGGCAUGUUAUCAGUGGACUAAUUACAAUUAUAAUUGUGUUGA